CUAAAGGUCAUAGCCCCACACCCUUUGCCCUUUUCUGCUGUCCAAGCAAAGAAAAAAAUAUAUAAAAUCAAAAUGAAAGGUUACUCCAAAAUCAAAAUAAUUUCCUCUGUCCAACCAAGAUCCAUGGACAUCUCAGAUCCUUUAUUUCUUGAACCCACAAAAGCCAAUAACUAUACAGAUAAUACCCAUUUCAAGAAAACCCAAGAAACCAACUUCAGUAAUUUGGUGAACAUUAGCCCUAAACCUCUCACCAACAAAAUCAAGAAUCAAGAAUCACCACUUUCUUGGAUUCAAGAAGAUCAAGCAAGCAAUAACAAUGGAGAAAUCUUUAAUAGCUACAAGCUUAAAAGAAACACUUCAGUUUCUUCUGGAGAAAUCUUUAAUAUCCAGAAGCUUAAAAGAAACUCUUCAGUUUCUUCUGCUUCUACUGCAAUCCAUUCUGCUGUCAAAAAAGCAUUUUCCAUGAAAAGAUCUUCUUCAGUAUCUGAAAGGUAUUGUAGGAUCCAUGACCAGUCUUUAGCUAUACCAUCAACUACUUGCGGUGGUGGUGAUGAUGAUGAUGAUUCUUUGGACACAACAAGAUCUAUGAAGAGAAAGAAUAGCAAAAGGAUCCUUAGAGCCUGUAAGAAACUUCUUGGACUGUAGCUUACUUUUUUUUUCUGCUUUUUCAUUUUGUUUUUAAAAAAUUAUGUUACCUUCUCUUAUUGUCUGUUUUGUUAUGGGUUUGUAAAAUAGUGAAGUAGAUUUAUCUAUUCAAAUAAAUAUACUUUUGUUCUUGUGGUGCAAAGCAAAGGCAAAGGCAAGAAGGCUGUAGCUAUUGUGACUUUGUGUAAUUUUAUUUUGUCCAAUCUUGAUCACUAUUAUUAUAUUCGAAUGAUGAUGCCAUUUAUUCUCUUGAAAA
This is a messenger RNA of Jatropha curcas, 901 nucleotides long. RefSeq lists its product as uncharacterized. The record is from RefSeq and is a predicted model, not a curated record. Lineage: Eukaryota; Viridiplantae; Streptophyta; Magnoliopsida; Malpighiales; Euphorbiaceae.